This is a messenger RNA of Anopheles nili, 837 nucleotides long. RefSeq names its product ficolin-1-like. The coding region runs from base 1 to 837 and encodes 278 amino acids. Lineage: Eukaryota; Metazoa; Arthropoda; Insecta; Diptera; Culicidae. The record is from RefSeq and is a predicted model, not a curated record. The transcript has a single exon.
AUGGAUUUGGUAAUGAAACAGCAAAGUCAAAAACAGAUGCAACAGCAAGCUCUUUUGGAUGAUCUUCUGUGGGCAGUGAACCAGCUCAAUGAGGUGUUAGGUCGCAAUAUUACGUUGUUGCGGCGUCAAACGGAGAGCAUUCUCAUGCAACAGAGUGCUUGCAGUAAUAAUGAACAGCUGCAGCUGAAUAAUUUGAUUCGAUCCUGCAAAGAGAAGCGCUCAAGUCGUUCCGGUAAAUAUAUGCUUCUUCCGGAAGCCAAUAUUGAACCGUUUGAGGUGCUUUGCGAGCAGUCAAGUUGGAGUGGAGGUUGGUUGGUGUUCCAGCAACGGAUCGAUGGCAAGGAGGACUUCAACCGAGGUUGGGACGAGUACCGGAAUGGCUUUGGAAGCCUCGAUCACGACUUUUGGAUGGGUUUAGAACGGUUGCAUCAGAUAACCUCCUCGGGAUCGUACGAGAUGCUAGUGGAGCUGAGAGACUUCCUGGGAAACUACGAGUACGCGUGGUACAAGGAGUUCGAGAUUGGUAGCGAAGCUGAGGACUACUUGCUGAAGAAAAUUGUGUUCAAAAGUGGAUCGGCUGGUGAUUCGCUGACCCAACACAAGGGCUUAAAGUUUUUGACCUUUGAUCGGGAUACUGGUGGUAAAAAAAAUUUUGCCGCUGAAUAUGAGGGAGCAUGGUGGAUGCAAGAAGGACAUUUUUCCCAUCUCAAUGGAAGGCGCUUAAUGGAUGCUGGCCCUAAAUCCAUGUUCUGGUAUUCACACAAGGAAAGCGAGGAGGGAAUGGCUGUCUCGCGAAUGAUGAUUCGUGAGAGCGAAUCAGAAGAUAAUGACGAUUAA